AUGAAAUUUAUCUCCUAUUUGAGUGUCACUGUUGGGAUAUUUUUCUCUGCUCCGUCAUCUGCGCAGAAAGAAGACCAUGCUCCCUAUUUGGUAUACCUCAAGUCUCACUUCAACCCCUGUGUGGGUGUCCUCAUCAAAACCAACUGGGUGCUGGCCCCAGCUCACUGCUACUUACCAAAUCUGAAAGUGAUGCUGGGAAAUUUCAAGAUCAGAGUCAGAGAUGGGACAGAGCAGACAAUUAACCCUGUCCAGAUUAUCCGCUAUUGGAACUAUAGUCAUAGCUCCCCCCAGGACGACCUCAUGCUCAUUAAGCUGGCUAAGCCUGCCACCCUCAACACCAAAGUCCAGCUCCUUUCCCUCGCCACCAGCAACUCCAGGCCAGGCACCGUCUGUGUGAUUUCAGGUUUGGACUGGAGCCACGACAACAGUGGCCGACACCCUGAUUUAAGGCAGAACCUGGAGGCCCCUGUGAUGUCCGAUAAAGAGUGCCAGAAAACCGAACAAGGAAAAAGCCACAGGAACUCCUUGUGUGUUAAAUUUGUGAAAGUGUUUAGCCGAAUUUUUGGGGAGGUGGCUGUCGCUACUGUCAUCUGCAAAAACAAGCUCCAGGGAAUCGAGGUCGGACACUUCAUGGGAGGGGAUGUCGGCAUCUACACCAAUGUUCACAAAUACAUACCCUGGAUUGAGAGCGUCACUAAAGAUAAAUGA
Molecule: messenger RNA, 708 nt
Organism: Diceros bicornis minor
Lineage: Eukaryota; Metazoa; Chordata; Mammalia; Perissodactyla; Rhinocerotidae
Gene: PRSS37
Product: serine protease 37
Exons: 5
Coding region: 1-708 (235 amino acids)
Biological process (GO): positive regulation of acrosome reaction; proteolysis
Cellular component (GO): acrosomal vesicle
Molecular function (GO): serine-type endopeptidase activity
Source: RefSeq, a predicted model, not a curated record